AUGAGAAAGGUGGGACGAUGCUUGAAGUGGCGGAGCUUGUGGAACAAUGCGGAACUGAGUUCUGCUGGGAAGUUGGGGGAGGAGGAGGAAGAGGCAGCUGCGGCUGUAGGUCAAGGUGCUGCUGCAGGCGGUGGAGCAACUGCUCGAGCUGGAGGAGGAGGUGCCAGAGCUGCUGCUGGUGCUGCUGUUGCUGCGGUUGCUGCUGCUGCUGCUGCUGUUGUUGCGGAGGAGGAGGAGGAGGAGGAGGAGGAGGAGGAGGAGGAGGAGGAGGAGGAGGAGGAGGAGGAGGAGGAGGAGGAGGAGGCUGAGGUAGAGAGAAGGGUUGACUCGGGGCAUGGUGUGCGGUAUGUGCUGUCAGGUGUGCGGUAUGUGCUGUCAGGUGUGCGGUAUGUGCUGUCAGGUGUGCGGUAUGUGCUGUCAGAUGUGCUGUAUGCGCGUGCAGAUGUGUUGUAUGCCAGGGAGGUGGGCAGGGGGCGGACGAGGGGAGGGGGACAGCGAGCGGGGAAGGGGGGCGUGCAACGAGUGCGCGGACGGGGAGAGUGUGGACGACCGGAGCGCGGACGAGCAGGGCGUGCAGACGAACAGGGCGCGCGGACGGCCAGGGUGCGGAUGACUGGGGCGCGCGGACAGGCAGGGCGCGGACGCGAAGGGCGGAUGAGCAGGGCGUGCGGACGGGCAAGGCGCGGACGAGCAGGGCGUGCGGACGGGCAGGGCGGGGACGCGAAGGGCGGACGAGCAGAGCGCGGACGACCAGGGCGCGCGGUCGGACUAGCAAGGGCGUGCGAGUUGCAGAUCUGA
Messenger RNA from Closterium sp. NIES-65, 798 nucleotides. NCBI's taxonomy places the organism in Eukaryota, Viridiplantae, Streptophyta, Zygnematophyceae, Desmidiales, Closteriaceae. The record is from the annotation of a GenBank genome assembly.